Oreochromis aureus is the source of this 1684-nucleotide messenger RNA. RefSeq names its product trafficking protein particle complex 5 (gene trappc5). The transcript has 2 exons. The record is from RefSeq and is a predicted model, not a curated record. Bases 282 to 848 code for a protein of 188 amino acids. Gene Ontology annotation, biological process: endoplasmic reticulum to Golgi vesicle-mediated transport. Lineage: Eukaryota; Metazoa; Chordata; Actinopteri; Cichliformes; Cichlidae. Gene Ontology annotation, cellular component: TRAPPII protein complex; TRAPPI protein complex; TRAPPIII protein complex.
UGGCGUCAUGUGACAAAACAGGAAGUACUCAAACCUUAACAACUCAGGUGUAGCAAUUGAUCGGGGAAGUGCUGAUUAUAGUCGUAAAGAAAGCUGAGUUGAGAGAUACUGAUUUUAGUAACUGAAUAAUUUUCGUAAAUGUCAUUUUUGUGUUUCUCGCGUGCCUGUAGCACCUUGGUUAGCAUUAGCAGUUAGCCUGCAGUCCAGUUGCAGCCUCACUUAUAAUAAUAAUAGUAAUAAUCUCUUCAGUCUUUCCUCUCACAGCUGUCCUUUAAAUCAUAAUGGAGGCUCGCUUCACCAGAGGCAAGUCAGCUAUUCUCGAGAGGCCUCUGAGCCGGCCUAAAACCGAGGUGAGCGUGAGCGCCUUCGCCCUGCUCUUCUCGGAGGUGGUGCAGUACUGCCAGAGCCGUGUGUACUCGGUGUCCGAGCUGCAGGCUCGCCUAGCGGAGCUGGGGCAGCGAGUGGGAGCCAGCCUACUGGACGUGCUGGUGCUGAGGGAGAAAAACGGCAAGAGGGAGACCAAAGUGCUAAACAUACUGCUGUUCAUCAAGGUAUCUGUGUGGAGAGCACUCUUUGGUAAAGAAGCAGACAAGCUCGAGCAAGCCAACGACGAUGACAAGACUUACUACAUAAUCGAGAAGGAGCCCCUCGUCAACACCUACAUCUCUGUUCCCAAGGAGAACAGCACCUUAAACUGCGCAGCCUUCACGGGAGGGAUCAUAGAGGCCAUUCUCACCCACAGCGGCUUCCCCGCCAAGGUCACCGUCCACUGGCACAAGGGCACCACGCUCAUGAUCAAGUUCGAUGAGGCUGUCAUCGCCAGAGACAAAGUACUGGAAGGAAGAUAGGAGGGAGAUGGAUAAGAGGCUUACGGGGUGCAUGUGGCUGGAGACUUGUUGCCAUUAUGGAUUCUCAGGACUCGAGUGGUAUUAAAAUUCACGUUCAACUAUAAAAUGAGUUCUUUACGUUAGAGAAGCAGGAUUACUACAGCUGUAAAGAAAAUGACUUUACAGCCUUUCAGUGGAGGUUGAGAUUUGGGAGGAGUUCAGAAUGUAAACAAAACACUACAAGCUCUUUAUUUAAAGCCUUUGUUGCUCUAGUGCUUUUAAAGGGGUUUUGUUUUACUGCACAAUGUAAACCGACACCAGCGACUCCCAAACCAAACAGCUGAUAGAAAAUGUCCCAUUUCCUCAUAUUAGCUAAAGUUUGUGACUGGAUCUGUGUUGGCAGGCCUGAUGGCAGCACAGGUGUCCACAUGUUUGUACUGCAGGGUCACCGCAACGCUGCUACCUCGACCUAUUCAAGAGGUGAGGCAACUACAUUUGGGUAACAUGUUAAACCUGCAGCUGCUACGCGGUUAGCAUGUGUUUAUGCUAAAUAAUGUUUGUACAUGCAUUUUGUUAUUAUAAAAUAUAAGUAAAUGUAUAAGAAAAUGUUUGGGAAUGGGUGUUUGUUUUUUUUUUGUUGUUGUUGUUGUUGUUUUUUUGUUUUUGUUUUUUAUUCUGUCUUUUUUUAUUUUUGGUAUUUAUAAGAGAAACUGUGGUGGUUUCACCAGAAACUAGAAAAUUCAGUAUUGGUAAACCAGGGAAGGGCAGUGAGUCAUUUGUCUCAGAAAGAAAAUAAAAGCGCUGUUCUUGUUUCUUAAACUCACAAAUAUGAAAGUAAAUGUCAUGCUGUGAAAAAA